GAGGCCCCGGAGUAGUCCGGAGUCCGGAGCGCCAUAGUGAUUCGCAAUCCCUGUAAUGGUGGUUCGUAGCAGCUUCGUAAACACAGGAGGAUCCGGAAACGUUCCCGGCUAGGCCGUCGCCCGCGACAACAUGUGAAUUUCGUGAAACCGGCGUCUCUCGGAUCCCCCCGUGAUCGCCGCGACUGCUCCGUAGCGAGAACCUAACCUAACGAAAGCCUUUCAAGCGACGGUGAGUUUCACGGCGGUCGACACCGCUGCUACUAUUCUCGUAUAAUCCGCUUCCUCAUAAACUUUGGUAUCGCUCGUCGUUCCUACGGGCGGAACGAUUUCUUUCACGGGCGAAGUCCUACACGCGUUUCCUCCCGGUCGAGUGUCCCCGGGGGCGGCGAGCCGCCACGAAAACGGAUCUCGCACGAUUUCCGUUCGAUGACGGUGUGUCAUAGGAGCGGCUCGUGUUGAUCCGACAGCAUCAGGCCAUCAGGCAUGCACCUAGUGCAUGCGGCGCAAUCAUACGCGCGCGAUCUUGUUCGGGUGUGCGUACUUUCGUCCUACGUCGCGCCACCAUGAGCGAGGAGUCUAGGAAGAUAGUGACCAGGUUCCACCCCAUCCACGGCGAGAACAUCCUCCUAUGCGAGGACAGCACGGUGGCAGUGCGCACCACAAGCUUUGCCAACUCGGUAGCCUUCAGCGAGAAGCCGUUGCAGCCGGGGGAAAUCUUCCUCGUGGAGAUCGAGAAGACGGAGAGGGGAUGGAGCGGACACAUGCGGCUGGGUCUCACCCUGAUCGAUCCGGCUUCGGUCAACAACAACCUGCCUCAAUACGCGAUGCCUAAUCUGGUUCGACUAGGCAACACAUGGAUCCUCGCUAUAACUAGGAAUCAAACUAUCUGGGACAACUUUGACGGUGGUCUAUCAUCUACAUACACCUCUCUUACUGGUAUACCACCAGGAAUACCAGCCAGAGAGAAGAAACUGGUCACGGAUGGAGUCAACGUGCAAACGUCGCGUGGUGUUAUUCCCUUCAACGCUCUCAAGCCAAAUAUAGACGGUUCUUCCCAGUGCAUCCUGCCUACGGAUGCGGGCAGUCGUAUCGGUAUCAUGUAUGUGCCGCAAGCUGGUUGUCCCGAUAAGGCAGAAAUGCAUUUCAUUAUCAACGGCGAGGAUCAGGGUGUAUGCGGAAAGGAUAUUCCUUAUAAGGCGGGACCCUUGCGCGCGGUGGUGGAUGUCUACGGUACCACGAAACAAGUUCGGAUAGUUCAACUGUAUGGAGCAGUAUCAACGCUACAGAGUGCAUGCCGCGACGCUAUAUUGCAAUACACCAAGAGAAAUGCAGUUAAUCUGCUCCCUUUGCCGAGACUAUUGAAGGACUAUUUGUUAUAUCAAUCACAGUGAGAAUCAGCUCAUUCCGUUUUCGCAUAUAUGUUUAGGAAGCAGUACCCGUUAAUUUCUAUAUCUUUUUCCCAGUGAUAUUUUCAGUGUUUAGUAUAUAUAUGCGUAAUACAUGUUCUAUUAAUUAUCGAUGACUGCCGGUACAUGUGUCGACUCGAAACGUUCGUACGAAUUUAUUUGUUUCUAUACAUAUCUUUUCGGAAGUGUAUACGAUAGAAACGGUUGACAUCUACGUAACGAAGGUUUGUUUUACUCGCGCGUUUUGAAGAUUUUUCUGAGGUGGAAAUACUAAAUCAUGAUGUGUACAUAGUGUAACGAAAUGUUGAUCGCUGCAAAGUCGAGAAAUUCAGCGAGAUCGUAUUGAAAGUUUAACUGUAAGUAUCAUUCGGAAAUGAUCAUUUAUGAGACGUGAUGACGCCAUACAUAAAAGUUAGGUAUAUUUUCGGGCAGUUACUUUCGCUCUACCUAUAUUUGCUGAGUUCUCUAUUUAUUAUAAGAUACGUAGGGUUAAGUUGCAAUUGACACUGUUGUUAAAUAAACAAAAACGAAGGAUAUUAAUAUAAGUGUCCAAAGCAAACUUGUUUUACAAAAUAAAGAUAUUUAUAAGAAGAAAAAAAGAAAACUAUCCCAUCGACAUUAGGAUCCAAUCUAUCCAAUCGAUGUAUAUCCUAUAUAACAUUAUAUAAUAUGUGCAUAUCUUGUAUAUUUUUUACUUGUUAUAAAAUUACAUCAUUUAACAACA
This is a messenger RNA of Temnothorax curvispinosus, 2130 nucleotides long. RefSeq names its product neuralized-like protein 2. The record is from RefSeq and is a predicted model, not a curated record. The coding region runs from base 564 to 1391 and encodes 275 amino acids. Lineage: Eukaryota; Metazoa; Arthropoda; Insecta; Hymenoptera; Formicidae. The transcript is spliced from 3 exons. Gene Ontology annotation, molecular function: ubiquitin protein ligase activity. Gene Ontology annotation, biological process: intracellular signal transduction.